UAAAACUUGUUUGGCUUUGCUAAGAAAAUAUUGAAAUUGAAAAUUGAAAUUUCCCUGCAAGUGCAUGUCUGUAACUCUGUUUAAUAUGCCUCGCUGUGCUGUUUGUAGAGGGUAACAGAAUAAACGAAAAAUGCGAAAGCUUUCGCUCGAUCGUGCACGUGCAUGCAUGCUCCGUUGCUCGGUCGCUCGGCUGUUUUGCUUGCAAGCUGGCGCUCUCCCUCGCUCUCCCUUGCUCUCACCCACUGUCUGUCUCUCACGCACGCACAGCUUCUUGAGCGAGAAUUCUUCGUUGACCGUUUCCUUCAGUACGUUGCGUUACUCAGCUGCAGACGGUUGGAGCAGCUGCCACUAACGGGAAAAUUGUUCGGCCUUCUUCGAAUCAGUAGAAACGUGCGCAUAUUUCAUUUAAUGUCUCUACCGUUUUGUUUAUAUUCACAAUAAUUGCGAUAAAACACACAAAUUAAAAGUAAAGCGCGAACGCGGCGUGCGUUUUAUGUUAAUAUACUAUAUGCUAUACAUGCAUACACACAUACAAACACAUAAAUAUGUACAUGCUAUAUACACAUACAAUGUGUGUAUCUAAAAUACGAAAUAUCUUUUGAAGCAAAACAAGUACAAUAAAAUAAGUACGUAGAGAAAACUAGUUGCUGCUCUGUAUUUUUGUAAUUGCGAAAUAUAAUUUGUUUACAUUUUAAAUUUUCUGUGCGGUUUCCAAAUAUCGACAUUUUACUCGUGCGCAAAAUACAAUGUGGCAAAAGAAUCGUCUGGUCCAGUGUUUGUGGAAAAUCUAAAUGAUAUCUGAAAUAAAUGUAUUCAAAAUGUGUGAAGCUCGAAAUUAAUGAAUUCAUUUCUUCGUGAUCUCUAAAAAGUUAUUAGAUUCGGCUUCAGUUUCUUUUUGUUUUGUUUUUGGGUUUCGUUAAAAUGGGUCCGGUCUUUAAUCUUAUACGCUGUGAUCAAUUGUUCAAUAGCUCGCGUGAUACUUAUGAUAAUCUAAAGACAGAUAUUUGCGGCAUAGAUCGUGUGAAAUAUAUUUUAACAUGCCUUUGCAUAUGCGUGCUGUUUAUUGGAUGUAUUUAUGUAUGGAAAAAAUGUGAUAGGUGCCAUAAAACUUUGCUGGCCUUUCACAAUUUGCGCGCAGCUGUUUCGCUGCUCCUGCUGGCCGUUAAUAGUCUCGAGCUGGCCAGGAGUCUGCUGCCCCAGCGCCGGACAGAGCAGCUGUAUCAGCUCUUUGACACAACGCCCAAGGAGCUGAAUGUUCUGAUUAUCAUUGGCACGGGCACCGUGCGGAAUGCCCUCGCUGCCGUCCUGUUGACAAUUAUGCUAAUGUGCUAUCAUCGUGUGCUCGAGCGCAAAAAGAUGACAGACUUUCUCUACGGCAGUAUCGCCAUAGAAAUGUUGAUUUUUCUGCUGCGCAUCGAUGAGCUCGCCGAGGUGGCCUAUUACGAGGAGCUCCUUGAGCUGGAGACCUGCCUGCUCAGCGUAACGGUGAUUUGUCUAUUGGUCUUGGCUGCACUGGAUGGAUAUACCAUUUAUAAAGAGCGUUAUCGGGACGAUUAUCUGGAGGAUUACGACUGCAUCGGCUACAAGCAUACGCUGGCCACAUUCUAUUCGAAGAUCUGCUUCUGGUGGCUUACUUCGCUGCUCUGGCUGGGCUACAAGGAACCGCUCGAACAGGAGGAUCUGGGCCAAAUGCGAUUGGAGGAUAGCGCCAGAGCGCAUUACGAUCGAUUUUUAUAUAUAUACACGGAGGAGAUGAAAAAAUCGAAUGCAUCGCCUUCGCUGUGGUAUUGCUACAUAAAGAACAGUUGGCGCAUGUUUGCGCUGGGCGGCUUUUUGAAGUUGGCCGGUGAUUUAUUUGCAUUGAUUGGUCCGCUGGCCAUACAGCAAAUAGUGCAGUAUAUUGAGGGACUCUAUGCGGCGGCACAGGAAGAAGUUCGGGCGCAGGUUCAUGCACAGGCAGCUACAGCAAAUAGAUCAAUACCAUUGGAAGGAGUUGGGGGGCCUAAUGCGGCCGCAGAUGGUGCCGAUGUUGAUUACUACGAAGAUUAUGAUGUUGCCAAUGAUGAUGGGGCCUACAAUGAUAUGGGUUUGGGCAUGGGCAUGGGUAUUGGCAUUGGUGAUGUGCGAAUUUACUAUGCCAGAUGGUCGGAUUUGCUAACAAAUGGCUGGAGCAUUGCUUGGCUGGUGUUAUUGGCCGCAUUGGCGCAGGCCGCAUUGUCGCAGGCCUCCACGCAUGUGCUCAACAUGACGGGCAUCAGGAUUAAAACAUCGCUACAGGGUCUAAUUUAUCGCAAAAGUUUGCUUCUAAAUGCCAGCAGCGGUUGUGGCAACAAUGCCGCUGAUGAUGACGACAAACCAUCGACUCCUGCUCCUGCUGCUCCUGCUCCUGCUGCUGCUGCUGCUGCUGCUCCUGCCACGGCCACUACUUCCGCAGCUGAUGUACAGCAAAAUGGCAAAAACAUUAGGUUGACUCCCAAUGAUAAGCCUGUCGAGGUGGCUGCCACACAACAACAACAACAACAAAGGCAAACGGAGCGUUCAGGCGGCCUCGGCGAUAUUGGUGCCAUCACGAAUCACAUGACGGAGGACACGCUCAACAUAAUGCAAUUCUUUUGGAUCGCUCACUAUGCCUGGGCUAUUCCAUUCAAGAUAGCCCUGGUCAUCUACCUGCUGUACCUGAAGCUGGGCAUAAGUGCGGUGAUUGGGGCCAUUGUGUGCAUUGUCAUUAUGACACCGUUGCAGUUCGUCAUCGGCCGAGCCAUGUCGAGGAAUGAGGAAAGGAUUGCGAAAUUCACGGAUGAACGAUUAAAGAAAAUCCAUGACACCUUGAUAGGCAUAAAAAUAAUCAAGCUGAAUGCCUGGGACGAGGUUUUUCUCAGAAAAAUUCAAGCUGCUCGCGAAAAGGAGCUCAAAUAUCUGAAAAAGGAUGCCAUGUACUGGACGCUAAUGACCAUUUUGACCCACAUUUGCACUGUGCUAAUCACAUUUGUUACGCUGGCUGUUUAUGUUAAUCUGCCGCUCGAAUCGCGCUCGAAUUUCGAUGCCAGCCAUCUGUUCGCUGCGCUGGCGCUGUUUCAGCAGCUGACGGUGCCGCUGCUGAUCUUUCCCAUAACGGUGCCCAUUAUCAUUGCCGCGCGGGUGUCCACACGCCGGCUGGAGCGCUUCCUGCACGCACCCGAGAUCCAGAAGCAGUUCGAGGGCAUACGCAAUAUGGCGCGCAUCCUCAGCAAGAGCGACGCCUCGCUGGACAUGUACGAGACGCAGGAGAAGUCGAAUAUGGCGCUGCGCACGGCCCAGGCGGAGAACCGGCUGAACGAGCAGCGACAGGCGCUGCGCAUUCGCAUACCCGAGACGCCGCCAUCGCCGGCACCGCUGGCUCAAUCGGAGCCCAUAACGCCGCUGCUGCUGGCGAGCAACGGUGAGGCCGUCGAGGAGAAAUCGCCGCCUCUGUUCGGCCACGAUCUGGGCCACCAGAAGCUGGUGCAGCAUCGCAAGGAACUGUUGCGCAACACGCCCUAUGUGGCCAUACGGCCGCCCAAACUGUUCGGCGGCACCGUCGAGCGGCCCAUCGAGUUUUCGGUGGUGCGUGCCCGCAACACGGACAGCUGGCGGCGCGACUCCCUGCUGCUGAAGAUGCCCGACGACAUCGCCGUGUCCAUCAACGACGGCCUCUUCACCUGGCAGCCGCAGUGCCGGCUGCCCAAUGUCCAGCUACACGUUCAGGAAAUGGCCAUACCCAAGGGCAAGCUGACCAUCAUUGUGGGCAAGACUGGCAGCGGCAAGACCUCGCUCCUGUCCGCCCUGCUCAUGGAGAUGCCACUGCUGGCGGGGAAUAUGUUCUGGCACAAAAACUGUACGAUAUCGUAUGUGCCGCAAGUUCCAUGGCUGCUUAAUGAUACAAUACGGGAGAAUAUCCUAUUUGGUGAAUCAUUUCGGCCGAAGCGUUACGAUUUUGUGCUGGAUGCGUGCGCACUAAAACCGGAUAUUGAACUAAUGCCAACCGGUGAUUUUACGAUAAUCGGCGAACGGGGCAUCAAUCUAUCCGGCGGACAGAGGCAACGCGUCGCUGUCGCGCGUGCAAUUUAUUCAUCGGCCAACGUCGUCAUAAUGGAUGAUCCGCUGUCAUCGCUGGACAAUGAAGUGGGCAGCCAUGUCUUCGAGCAGUGUGUGCGUCAGAUGCUUUUGAAGUCGAAUCGCACCAUCAUCCUGGUGACACAGCAAUUACAGUUGAUCAAGGAGGCGGAUUAUUUAAUUGUGAUGAAGGAUGGCCGACUGCAAGCUUGCGGCACUUAUAAGGACAUUGAGCUAAAGCAGCCGCAAAUAAUCGCCAAAUGGAACUCGAUAAUUGCUAAGGCAAACGAAAAUGCAAAGGACCAGCAACAAAAUGCCACGGAGCGCACAGCUCGGGAGCGCUGGAAGCUAUUCAAGAAUGUCAGCAAAUUGGGUUUGCAGCGCUCAAUAUCGAUUAAUUCGGAAACGGGAGGCGGCAAUAACUCGGAACUGGAUUCCAAUUGCUUGGAUGGCAGCGUAUCAAUGUCAUUUAACAAUAUGCUCAAUGAUGCCGUCGCAGAGGACGACGAGGACGAUGAUCUGCCCGCGUCCCUCUCCCUGGCCAGCGGCAUCAGCUGUGGCUUGCAGUCGGCCGGCAGCUUCCCUCUGCAGCGCAAGCGUGCGAGCGUCUAUGGCUCUCGGCACUUGAUCUACGAUGUGCCGCUGCCCAUAGACGAGUGCCAGGCGGAUGAUGUCAUAAUGCGACCACGUCGGCGCUCCACGCUGCAGCGCCGUGGCAGCAGCGCACGCUCGAGGAACUCGUGGCACCGACUCAGUGGCCUCAGCUCGGCGACGGUCACGUCCACCUCGAGCACGAACAGUGGAGAUCUGCUGCGUCGCAGUCUGAUGACGGCCAGCUGCAGCAGCUAUGCGGAGAGCAGUCUCGAUGGGGGCGACUCGAUUGCAGAUGGAGUCACGACCUCGCCACUCGUAGCAGAGCUUUCUCCACGCGCCCAAUCCUGGCAGCCAGCACAGCAAACGCAUCAUGCGCCGGUGACGCGAAAUGUCUCCUCGCCGCCGGCCAUGGAGGCGCCACCUACGUUGCCUGGUACGGAGGUGGCGGUGUCACCGAGUCGCGGCAGUUUUCAACAGUUCCUGCGACGCAUGUCCAUGCGGCGCUCCAAUAAGCCAAAGCAUCAUCAUCGCCCGCUGAGCGCGGCCAACUCGAUUAGGAGCAUCUCGGAAGAGUCCAGUGCGGCAGCUCUCUUGCCAACAGUUGAGUUAAGUUCAGUGCCUUCAACGCCUGUCGCUGACAAUUCCAAUCCGCAGCCAACAACAAAUUUAGAAGCAACUCUCGACGACUUGGAAUUCAGGAGAGAGAUGCACGAAUUGUCUGCUGCGCUUCCUCCUUCACCUCCUGCUGCUGUCAUAGCAGAGACACCACCAGUGAAGCAUGUUAAAAUCGACUUCAAUGCAUUGCCAACAAAUGGCCGCAACAACAACAAUAACAAUGAUGACAACGAGGCAGGCAAUGAGGAUGAUGGCGAUGACGCUGACGUGCCAGACGUGACGUCACUGUCAAUGCAGCUGAAGAGCAAAGAGCGUCAAAGGGAACGGACACGGGCAGAGGUCCGGGCUGCACAUGCAGCAGGUGCAGGUGCGGUUGCAGAGACAGCAACAGCAGCGACAGCGCCAGAUGUGGAGCGCAAAUAUGGCCAAAUAUCGAAUCAUAUAUAUCUGCUCUAUAUGCGCGCCUCUGGCCUGCCCAUAAUCAUUGUCUUUUUUAUCACCGCACUAAUUUGGCAAUGUUUGCGUGUCUACACGGACGUUUGGCUGCAGCAUUGGAGCGACCAUGUCGAUGGUGGCAGUAGCGACACGGACACGGAUGCGGCCAGCCACGAAGUCACGUACUAUUUUCGCAUGUAUGCAACAAUUUCGUGUGUUUGCAUUAUAAUGGCCAUGAUAUCAACACCGGCCGGACAAUGGGCCGGCUGCAAAGCCAGCCGUAAUUUGCACGAUAAACUGUUGCUAACGAUUUUGCAUAAAACUUUGCAUUUUUUCCAAGUGACGCCGCUCGGACGCAUUCUGAAUCGUUUCAGCACCGAUAUGGCGAUCAUUGAUAAGAAAAUCGCUGCAACCUGUCAACGCCUGCUGCAGUUCAGCCUGCUCUGCCUCUGUGCGAUACUCAUAAAUGUGAGCAUUACGCCCUGGUUUCUGGCCCUCACUCUGCCCAUUUGUGGGGCCUACUAUGUCAUUCAGAAGUUCUACAGGUGCUCGGCACGUGAGCUGCAGCGCAUCGAGAACUCGAGCAGCUCGCCGGUCAUCUCGCAUCUGGCGGAGACGAUUCAGGGUGUGACCACGAUACGUGCAUACAAUCAGCAGGCACGUUUCACGGAGAUCCUGUUCAAGCGACUCGAGGCGAACACGAUUGCGUUUACCAUAUUGAAUACGAGCAACCGCUGGCUGGGCAUAUCAUUGGAUUACCUGGGUGGCUGCAUUGUUUUUGUGGCCAUCGUAACGGCACUGGCAACGGCAAGCGUCAGUUGCAGCCGCUAUGUGAGGGAGGCUGAGGCGGAGCUGGCAAGUGGCAGGACGCCGGAGAUGGCAGGAACUUAUGCCAUCAAUAAAGGCGCCAGCUCCAAGGAGUUGACGCCGACGCCCUCGCUGGUCGGCCUGGCCAUAAACUACACGUUGUUGGUGCCGAUUUACCUUAAUUGGGUUGUAAAACUUUUGGCCGAUAUGGAGAUGUAUGCGGGCUCGGUCGAACGCAUUGCGCACUAUGCACAGCAGACGCAGCAGGAGGAGCAGGAGCAGCAGGAGCAAGAGCAGCAGGAGCAAGAGCAGCACGAGCAGCAGCAGCAGCAGCAGCAGGAUACGGAAAUAAGCAAUGAAGUCGAUAGGUCGCACUGCACGACUAACGUUGACAAAGUUUACCCAGGCGCAACGUCAGCUGGCGUUGAUGUUGCCGGCGACUCAGCUCGAGCUGCUGAUAAAUUAAAUGCAGGCAAUGCAGCAGCAGCAGGAGAAGCAGGAGGAGCAGCAGCAGCAGCAGCAGCAGGAGGAGCCGGCAAUGGCAAUCACUUAAGCUUCUACACGGCGCCAGUUGUUGACAAGCGGCAACUGGCGACGACAGCGGCAAGGACGUCAAUGAUUAAGGAUAAGGCACUGACAGCACUUGGCGACAAGGUCGCGUUAUCUAAUGAGCCAUCGAGGCGUAUCAAAACUUACCAAAGCGUUCCGAUUUCCUGGCCACAGCGAGGUUACAUCAGCUUCGAGGAUGUGAGCCUACGUUAUGAAGGACAAAGGCAGAACGUUAUCAGCCACCUCAACUUAAAGAUACCAGCAGGCCAAAGGAUUGGCAUCUGUGGCCGCACGGGCAGUGGCAAAUCCUCGCUGGCUCUGUCCCUGUUUGGCGUGCUGGAGACGACAAAUGGCCACAUUCGCAUCGAUAAUGUGGACAUCCAGCAAAUCCGGCCCGACGAGCUGCGAACGAGAUUGUCGAUAAUACCACAGGAUGUGCAUUUGUUUAAUGCAACAAUACGUGAAAAUCUCGAUCCGCGCUGCUAUUAUUCCGAUUUGCAAUUGUGGAAUUGUCUCGAAUUGGCGCAGCUCAAGGAGUUUGUCAACGUGCAGCUGCCGCAGGGCUUGGACACGGAAAUCUCUGAUGGCGGCAUCAGCUUCAGCGCCGGCCAUCGGCAAUUGCUCUGCCUGGCACGUGCCAUACUGCGUGGCUCCGCCUGCCUGGUGCUGGAUGAAGCAACAAGUACAUUGGACAGCAGCACGGAGCGGGCGCUGCUCAAGGCGGCCGACAAGGCCUUCCAGGGUCGAACAAUUAUAACCAUUGCCCAUCGCCUGAGCACCAUUCUGGAUUAUGAGCGCAUUAUAGUGCUGCAGGAGGGACGCAUCGUUGAGGACGGCAACCCGAGGCAGUUGCAGCAGCAACCCAACUCCAUUUUUUACGGCCUGCUGCAGAAGGGCGAGCAGCUGAAUGCCUAGAUCUAGCGAAGAUCUCCUCGGCUGAAUUUACGGAUUUCUGUUCCAUUUUUAUUGGGUCUGAUACUGAAUGCGUUUAUUGUGCUAGUUAAGUACUUAAAUUACUUACAUUUUAAAUCAAAAAUCAAUUGAAUAUUGAAUAUUGUGUGUCAAAUGUGAUUCAUCAUGUAUAUCCAUAUAUAUAUAUAUAUAUAUAUAUAUAUUUUAACUUUUGUAUAUUUUA
Molecule: messenger RNA, 8206 nt
Organism: Drosophila mojavensis
Lineage: Eukaryota; Metazoa; Arthropoda; Insecta; Diptera; Drosophilidae
Gene: Sur
Product: ATP-binding cassette sub-family C member Sur
Exons: 23
Coding region: 922-7986 (2354 amino acids)
Biological process (GO): transmembrane transport
Cellular component (GO): membrane
Molecular function (GO): ABC-type transporter activity; ATP binding; ATP hydrolysis activity
Source: RefSeq, a predicted model, not a curated record